AUGGACUCGACGGACAGCGAGCGACGUCGCAAUAGUCCGUCUCUCGAUGGACCUUCGAGCUUCUCGCCGCCGCUGAAAAUGGAAGACAAGAGUCCGGAUCCUACUGCUAGUGAUGCGGACGUUGUGGCGUCGCAGACGAGUGCAGAAGAAGAGAUUGCGGAGCUGCAGCAGCAGCAGCAACAGACGGCGUCGGCUUUUACGAAUCUCUUGGGCAAGCGCGAAGCAGAGACGGAGCUACAGGAGGAGGAGAACGGCAGCGAAGACGCUGACGAAGAUCCGUCGCAGCUGCUACCCAUGGCGGAAGAGGAGGAGCAAGAACUGGCGCUCGUGCAGUGCGCUGGAAUGGACCAGUGCUUUGACUCGUGGAAUGACUUCCAUCGGGCCAUGGACGACUACUGUGAGGCGACGCAUCAGCCAAUGCGAUUGCGUACGUCGGACUCGGCAAAGGCUGUAAACUCUCGAGCGGCGAAGAGGAACAGCAUGAAGGAGCCCAUUGACGAGAGUGUUGGGUUUGUCAAGAAGCUUUACUUGUGCACGCACGGUGUCAAGACAAAACCCCGUGGCAAAGGUAAACGGCCGCGGCAGCACUAUCGCUAUAUGGGAUGCCCUGCCAUGAUCCGAGCCUGUAUCUCGGAACGCAAGCCGAAUGACCCGGAAGGACACGGUAAAAGCAAAUAUGUCGUCCGGGUCGUGGCCCAGAUCAAUCGCCACAACCAUCGUCUGAGUGAACACUUGUUCAAGUCGUACUCGGAAAGUCGCGUGGUGAUUGAUGAUGAGCUGGUGGUACCGAACUCGCAGCGGCGGCUAGAGCAAGUUGCAAGUGCUCCUGCUCCAGCUACGAUUGCACCCGUCGAACAAGAGAUUGCUGCCACGGUCCAUCCAGAGUUGGAAGAUUCUGCGUUGAAGACGAGCUCACUGUUUCAAGCACAACCGCUUGACCUCGUGUCUGUGUCGCGCGUCAAAAUUCGUGUGGGCUGGAUCGGAACAGGUAUCAUGGGUGCGAGCAUGUGCGGCCAUUUGAUGAACCACGGCUACGAAGUCACUGUGUAUAACCGAACGCUCUCAAAAUGCGACGAGCUACGAGAAAAGGGGGCAAGAGUCGCAGGUUCACCAGCUGAAGUAGCCCAAAACGCCGACAUCGUGUUUAUCAUGGUCGGCUAUCCGAGCGAUGUCAAGUCGGUCGUGCUUGACCCGGACUCGGGUUUGCUCUCGCGAAUGAAGGCUGGCGGUAUUAUCGUGGACAUGACGACCAGUGAACCUGCACUGGCAAAGAAGAUCUAUGACGCAGCCAAGCUGAGGGGUAUUUCCACUCUCGAUGCUCCCGUGUCGGGAGGCGAUGUUGGUGCUCGCGAUGCAACGCUGUCCAUUAUGGUUGGCGGAGACGUUGAUCCUGUCUACGUCACAAUGCCAUUUCUCAGCGUAAUGGGCAAGACGGUUCGCCACAUGGGACAUGCUGGAGCAGGCCAGCACACGAAAAUGAUGAACCAAAUAUUGAUCGCGACGAAUAUGAUAGGAGUUGUCGAAGGCCUUUUGUAUGCAAGGAAGAGUGGACUGGAUAUCGAAGAAGCUAUUCGGGUCGUGAGCGCGGGCGCGGCAGGUUCGUGGUCAGUCUCAAAUAUGGGCUCGCGCAUCGUCAAACGAGACUUCGAUCCUGGCUUCUUCGUUGAUCAUUUCCUCAAGGACAUGGGCAUUGCUCUCAAAGAAGCAAAGAAGAUGAACCUGUCCCUCCCCGGUCUUUCGCUGGCACAUCAGCUCUAUGUUGCUGUGAAGGCGCAAGGUCACGGUCGUUUGGGGACGCAAGCAUUGAUGAUUGCACUGGAGCAAUUGAACGGUAUUUAUCCCGAGAAAGUCGACAACGUGGAGGUGGUGUAG
Molecule: messenger RNA, 1872 nt
Organism: Hyaloperonospora brassicae
Lineage: Eukaryota; Oomycota; Peronosporomycetes; Peronosporales; Peronosporaceae
Source: the annotation of a GenBank genome assembly